Molecule: messenger RNA, 1101 nt
Organism: Talaromyces atroroseus
Lineage: Eukaryota; Fungi; Ascomycota; Eurotiomycetes; Eurotiales; Trichocomaceae
Exons: 2
Coding region: 1-1101 (366 amino acids)
Biological process (GO): ribosomal large subunit assembly; maturation of LSU-rRNA from tricistronic rRNA transcript (SSU-rRNA, 5.8S rRNA, LSU-rRNA)
Cellular component (GO): nucleolus
Molecular function (GO): rRNA binding
Source: RefSeq, a predicted model, not a curated record
AUGCUUCGAGAAGUAAAACCCAAGAACCCGCGCACAGCGCGGAUUCUCAAGAAGAAAGAGCCCCAGCUCAUCGAACCCCCCAAGCGCACACUGCUUUUGCACGGCACAAAAUGUCCUCAGCCACUCAGCACCGUCCUGAAGACAAUCCAUGGCUUAACGAACCCCAACUCCGUGCUUUUCCACAAAAAGAACGACAACAUCCACCCCUUUGAGAGUGUUGAAAGCAUUGAAUUCUUGGCGGACAAGAAUGAAUGUGGUAUUGUCGCCUACGGAAGCAACAAUAAAAAACGACCCAACUGCGUGACUCUUGCUCGGAUUUACAAUAAGAAAGUACUAGAGAUGUUUGAGUUAUUAUUGCUCCUACCAGGUGCGGACGAAGAAGCAAUUCCAGCACCUAAUGCGUUGAAGUUCGAGAUUGGCAUAGGGAUGAAACCCAUGAUCCUAUUUGCGGGUAGCAUAUGGGAGGAUAAUACGUCGGGAACAUAUGCUAUGAUAAAAAGCGUCUUGUUGGAUAUGUUCAAGGGAGAGGAGACUGAUAAGAUUGAUGUCGAGGGCUUGCAAUUUCUAAUGAUGGUUGCCGCCGAAGAACCCGCCGAGGCCGGUUUAUUGCCUACUAUCCAUCUACGAUGGUAUAAGAUCCACACGAAGCGAAGCGGACACAAACUCCCGCGUGUCGAGCUGAAGCAGAUAGGACCCAAGUUCGACUUCAGAAUUGGCCGUGUUCGCGAAGCGGAUCCGGAUGUCAUGAAGGAGGCAAUGAAGCAGGGCAAACGACCGAAUGAGGAAGCCAAGACGAAGAAGAACAUUUCCAUGGACUCUAUGGGUGACAAGAUUGGACGCAUACAUCUCGGAAAGCAGGAUCUGUCGAACUUGCAAACGCGAAAGAUGAAGGGUCUUAAGCGGAGGGCUGGUGUGGAUUCGGAUGACGAACUGGAGGAUGAUGAUGACGACGAAGAUGAUGAGCCGUCUCAGUACGGAUCGGAUGUGAGCGAGGAGAUUACCUUUAUCGACGAGGAUGCGCCAUCAGAUGAGGAUAUGAUGGAUGUCGAUGGAGGAGAGGGAGCAGACCAAGGGCGCUCUAAAAAGCCGAGGCUGGCAUGA